This is a messenger RNA of Phascolarctos cinereus (koala), 4804 nucleotides long. The record is from RefSeq and is a predicted model, not a curated record. Lineage: Eukaryota; Metazoa; Chordata; Mammalia; Diprotodontia; Phascolarctidae.
UGCUACUUCUUCGGGGAUCCGGGCCAAAUGACACUUCCUUAUCGAAGCCCGAGUAGAUACUCCAGGUAGAAAGGGACCGAUCACUCCCUCCCGGGAUCGUUUGCCGCAUCUUUUAGGCCCCUACAUUCAUGGAGUAGUGGAACGAUCUCCGAUUCUAGUGGGAAAACCGGAGUUCAAAUUCGAACACCACAGUUUGUUUGCACUUGGGCAGAUCACCUCUCUACAACUCAGUUUCCUUAUUUGUAAAAUAAAUGGGAUGUACUAGAUGGCUUCAGUUCUGGUACUGCAUGGCCCGCCUCCAGUUGGCUCCAUGUCCACAUGUGGACAUCAUGCUUCCUUUUAACAAAAUGGAAUCUUCUGAACUCCAUUCAAGUAGGCAAACCCAUUACGACCAAAGAAGUUCUACCCAUCAGUCUCCCAAGGAGAACCUGAAAAACAACUUCCAACAAAAGCUUCUAAGAGACAAAGAAGAGAAGCUGGAGAAUAUCUUUACUCAUAACAGGCAGAACAGCUUUACUAAUGCUCAUAGCUAUCCUCCUUCUCAUUCUGCAGAAAACAGCCAACAGGAUUCAGGAAACAAUCAGCAGGGUUCAGGAAGUGGGGAUUUUUAUUCAGUUGGGGUCCUUAUGAGACACACCAAAACAGAUAACCAAGAAAACACAAUGCCCUUCACAAAGAAGAGAGCUGGCGUGGAUCGUGCCUAUCCCCUCAAACCAGUGUUUCACCGAAAAUCAUUGAGUGCCACUCACAUUGGGAUUGAUUCCAGAAACUUCUCCCAGAAACCCUCUGAAUCAAAAGAGGUCUCACUCAGCCACUUCAGUUCACGGAACAGGGGGAAUUCAUCUUCAGCAAAGAUGCUACUUGCUCCCCUACCCGUGGUUCAGUCCAAAACAUUCUUGUCAAAUCCAGACAGAACUGAGCUAAUGCAGAUUCAAAAACUGGAGGCAGCAGGUGAGAGCUUAGAGGAAGAGAUUCGGAGAAAAGAGACUCUUCUAAGGGAAAAAUUGAAGAAGACUGAGGAAGAACUUAGAAGGAUCCAAAAAGAAAAGGAACAGGUAGAAGAAGAAGAAAAAAAAGAGCUACAGAGAAAGACAUUUCCAAGGAGAAGAGGCACAGGUGGCAGCAGCAGCAUUUCCAAACUCAUCUUCUCACCAGAAUUCAGUUGUAGCAGAGGUGAUGAAACUUGGGAACAGUCCCAAGAGAAUUCUAGUCCAUCCUCAGGAUGUUCCCAGUUCUUCAGUCAUGGAGUACAAAGACUCAAAAAGGAAAGGUUAGUGGCAAGUAACAAUAAAAUCCGAGACCAAAUUUCAGUAUCUUCCCCUACGCUGUUUUCACACCAACAAGAUCCUGACAAUUCUUUACCCAAAUCCCCCAGUUAUAGUUCAUCUCAGCUAUCAGUCUCUUCAGGUUCCAGCUCUUCAACUGAAGAACCAGAGCUUGGUGAGUGCACCUACUGUGGACGAAAGUUUCUCUUGCCAAGGCUAGAGAAACACACGAAUGUCUGUAGCAAGACCCAGGGUUCUAAGAGGAAAGUGUUUGACUCAUCCAAGGCCCGGGCUAAAGGCACUGAACUAGAACAAUACCUGACCUGGAAAGGCCCAGCUCUAGCCAAGCCAGAGCCACCAAAGAAGAGUAAUUGGCGACAAAAACAUGAAUCUUUCAUCCGAACUCUCCGCCAGGCCCGUGAAUUGCAGCAGGUAAUUGCCCGGGGUGGAAAUCCCUUAGAGUUGCCUCCGGUGCCACCUGCAGAAAACCCUGACUACAUCCAGUGCCCCCACUGCAGCCGCCACUUUGCCCCUAAGGUGGCUGACAGGCACAUUCCAAAAUGUAAGACCAUCAAGAACCGACCUCCUCCCCCACGGAAGCACUGCUGUUGAAAAGGAAUCACCCAAGAACCUCUGGGUGGCCUUGCGAGCAGCACCUUCUCUUCAGCAGCCCACAGGAUUAGAACUGGAUGAAACUAGAAAGGAAUAAGACUUUGUAUCUCCCCAAAAUGGCUGCAAUGCCAGAAUUGGGGAGGAACUCCAUUUCUAAGCAAGGAGAAGAAAGCUUCAGGUUCUCACUGAACUGUAAAUUUAGGCGCAGCUGAAGUGCCUUACAUUAUGACCACGGGAAGCGAGACUAAAUUACAGCCCUCUCUUCGUGAAAGUCUGACUUUGUGAUUUGUGACAGAUAAAGAGCACUCAUCUGGGUGUCUUUUCACGUGUUUAUUGUUCUUGUUAAGUCCUCUUGCAAUUAGCUAACAAUGUGGUUGUCUUAAGUGACCCGUUAAAAUGGUAUGCUGCCAGAAGAAAAUAACCAUAGCCAAUAUCGCUUUUAAAAUAUGACAAGAUUCUUCUCUGAGUCACUAAUUUGAUACUAGGAAUCCAAGAACCUGCAAUGAAUGUAAUGCUGUUUCUGAUCCCAUGUGGAACAUACUCUGUAAAUCUCUGGAAAUAGGUUCUGUGUAUUUCAGGAUGUCUGUGAAAACUUAGUUUUAUGGCUAUCACUUUCAAAUCAGUUUCAGAUAACACUUUAUUAUAAUUUCUUCCCCAUGUUUUCAAUUUGAAUAUUUUAAAGUAUAAAAAACCCUCUGAAUCAGACCACAUAGCUCUUCUCUUCCACCACAGUAACAAAAUCUACAGUCUUAGGGAGCUGGAACAUCAACUAGCUUAAAAUGUCACAUGAAUACUUUGAGGACAACUCUUUUAGUCAUUUCUGCUUAUUAUCUGUGUCGUGUUUUAUGCUUUAGAGUGUAAGCUCCGAUGGGGCAGGACUGACCAUAUCUUUGUAAUUUUCAAUUAAAUAGUGCCUAGGCACAACACAACAAAUUACAAUAAAAAUUGUAAUGCUGACAAACACACUAAGCAUAGGGCCCAAAAGAAAAUGUGUGUCUCAUUUCUAAAAGAAAAAAAAUUAGAGAAUGGAAGAAUUAUUUAAUUUCUGGAAACUUUUAAAGUAAGCUACAAUAUUCAAGGAUGCAUUGAGUGUACAUAGUAAAUUAAAUUAGGCAAGAGCAGCAGUAGAAAUACUGUUAGAAUUAUUGCCUUGUGUGCUAAAAGAAUCAUCACAAUGUGUUUCUAAGUUACAGAAAAGCUAAUAUGACCCAACAUCAGCUGAAUGAGAGGGACCGAAAAGAUAACAGAACAUUUUGCCAGUAGCAAUGUGUAACUACUGUUUAAUCCACAUCUGUUGCCACUCUUCCUGAAGCCUAUGAAACAGCAUCUUGGCUAACAAAUCAGCUCAGCUAGAGAUGUAAGCUUAAACAGUAAAAAUGAUAUUAAGAAUCUGCCUUCUAAGGAACAUACUAAAUUGAGAUCUCUUUUAUUUUUUUUCUUACAGUCUUUUAGUUGGCAUUUUAAAAUCAAGGCACUUUCUAGAUUCUACCUGAUUGCCUCAUUAUACAGUAAAAGGAGACAUUACCCCAAGGUGUUGGCUGUCUACUAAAGUACACUGUUAAUAUUUAACAUUUUAACACAUAUAUGAAAAGAACUGUUAGUAAGAAUAGACUCUGGUAUUUAGGUGAGAGAUCAAUUUUUUUUUUAUCUAAACCUGGAUCAUUUUUUCACUGCAGCAGACUGGCAAUUUAACUAUAACUUAGAGACUGCGUGGGGCACUGAGAAGUUAAGUGACUUAUCCAUGGUCACACAGCUAGUGUCAGAGGUAGAACCUGAACCAAGAUAUUUGUUUCCAAGGCUGACUACAGACCAACCACACUGGGGCUCAGGUGAAAAAAUAUAUUAAGAAAAAAUAUUAUUUAUAAACAAAGCAGCACUUAUUCUUUCAGAGUUAAAUAAGCUGGUUUAUGACCACUUAGUUUGCCUUAUCAAACAAUUGACAAGCAUUUAUUAAACACCUAUCAUAUGUUAGGUAUAGGAGAAAAAAAGAUGGUUCUGCUGUGGUUCCAUUGGUGAUGACCUUUCCUUGAUUAAAACUCAAAGGGCCAUUAGCUACAUCUAGUCUCUGGAGAGGUAUUUAACAAUCAGACUGCCCAGAAUGUAGCCUAAAGACAAAGACCGGGGUAUGAGGGAGUAGGGGGGUUGGGAGGGAGAAAGGGAAGGGAGGAGGCAUGCUAAGGCAUUGCAUACUGUGCUGUCUCCAGAACAGAACAGGGAAUGGAGAUAACAUUCUUAUUUUAUGCCUUCUUUUUGUCUAAGAAGCCUUACUGUUGACUCAUUUUAUAAAGGAUGAAGGGGAAAAAAACUUAAGGAAAAACCUAUGUAAAUUUAAAUUGGACAAAAUCUGCUCAUGGUAAAGUUCGUAUGGCAGCCCCAUCUUUAGGGAGAUUUAAAAAAGGAUCUUGAUGAAAUGCUAUAAUAUCACAUUAUUCAUAUUAUUAUAACUGUAUAUUAACUUGCUGAGUUAAUGAUACUUCAUUGCACUUACAAAGUACUCUUUAUACAACUCUGCCUUGACUCAUUACACACAGCCCCAGAAGAAGUAGACAGGUAAUGAUGAGAUACAAAAAAAAUUUCCCUUUUUAUUUUCAAUAAUUCUAUGACCUUUAAUGAUCAGCAUGCUUAUUUCUAUAGUUAGUCAUAAUUCAACAGUAAAAGGUGUUUUUUUUUUUAAGCUGAGACAGAAUGGGAUGUGAUCCUCUAGUUCUUGCCUAUCGCUGUCACACUGGUGGGGAAGCACUCCACAAAGACCAUUUCCAAGGAAAGUUCAGGAAUGAGUCCUUGAAGAAAUGUUUGUUUAAAUUACAUUCUUGCUCGUCAGGUGCACUUUCCAUUGUGCUGUUGGUCAAUCAAAGAUUUUAAAAGUGCCUACUAUGUGCCAAGCAUUACACAAAGGGCUGAGGACACAAAGAAAGGCAAAUACAUUC